ACAGGUUAUUUGUCAUUGUUGUCGUGACGUCAAAAUCGACAUGGAUUAUCCUCAGUAUUGAGUAAAUAGAAUUGCCCGUGUUAGCGCAACCCUUACAUAACAUACUAAUAUUGUAUUACAAUACAUUGCGUCUGUGGCAUGCCAUUAAUUUCAGUUCUUAAUUUAAAAAGUAAAUGUAGCUCUAAUGACAUUAAAGCCAUGUCAGUCAAAAUUCAAUUAAAAGUUGUAUAACCAACUAAAAUUUUUCGUGCAAGUAAAUGAAGUAAAAGUAAUAUCAUUCCCUUUAAAAAUAAAGUGAAACUAUGAUACUUAACCCAAAUAACGUUUGACGGAAAUAUUUACUAAAAUGGAAAAUGAUGUGGAGUUCGAUGAAUUUUGCGACCCUAACAAUCCUAGAAAAAUAAAAUAUGAUGAUAUUUUGGCUGCUUCGCGUCGCAUUGUGGGGACGAUUGUCAAAACACCUUGCACGAGAGCUCACAUGUCAGAUAAACUAGAUAUGGAUAUAUAUUUAAAACAAGAGUUUAUGCAGUAUACAGGCUGUUUCAAGGAACGUGGUGUUCGGAAUACAUUGCUAUUAUUAUCGGAAGAACAGAAAAAGAUUGGUGUGAUAUCAGCAUCAACUGGUAAUCAUGGGUUAUCUAUGAGUUACCAUACUACAAAGCUUGGUAUUCCUUGCAUCGUCGUAAUGCCAACUCGAGCGCCAAUAACCAAACUCACAAAAUGUCAAUCUUUCGGUGCCAAAACACUGUUACAUGGUGAGAACAUGGCUGAAUCUAAACAUUAUGCUAUGUCUUUAUCCAAAGAGAAAAAGUUGUAUUAUGUCAAUGGAUACGAUCAUCCUAAUGUAAUCGAAGGACAAGGAACUAUUGGAAUUGAAAUUUUAGAACAAGUCCCAGAGGUAGAUGCUGUUUUAGUACCUGUGGGUGGUGGCAGCCUUUUGACUGGCAUUGCUAUUGCUGUAAAACAUCUUAAGCCCGAUACCGAAAUUUAUGGUAUACAAACCGAAAAAACAUAUAGUAUGGUAGAGGCACUCAAAAGAAACGAAAGAGUAAGAAUAACCAUAGACUCCACAAUAGCUGAUGGCCUUGCAGUAAAUUUGGCAGGAGUAAACACAUUUCAUAAUUUGAAAACCGGAAUUGUGGAUAAAAUGGUAAUCGUUAAAGAAGAUUGGGUGGCACGUGCCAUAAUGCACUUAGUCGAAGAAGAAAGGUACGUCGUAGAAGGCUCUGCAGCGGUUACCAUAGCGAGUAUAAUGGCAGGCCUCUUCCCCAAUCUUAAGGGUAAAAAAGUGGUAUGUGUAUUAUCGGGUGGUAAUAUCGAUACAACGACACUUGCUCGGGCUCUGGAGAGAGGUAUGGCGGCGGAGGGGAGACUAGUCAAGUUUAAGGUGACGGUAAGCGACCGGCCAGGAGGUAUGGCUGAACUGUGCGGGUUGUUGGCCAAUCUCGGUGUUACGCUGCGGGACUGCAUUCCUGAACGCGCAUGGGUUAAGGGUGAUGUUUUUAGCGUGGAGAUGAAAGUAAUAGCAGAGACAAGAGGGUGGGAUCAUACUAAAGAGUUAAUCGAGUUAAUUAAGCGAAAAUACAAAGAUUGCUUUUUCCCUGAAACAAAUGAGAAGACGGACAAAGCUCCAGGAGCCAGGCGUGGUCCCUGUCUAGCGCCAAAUCCAGUGUGCAUGCAGAAAUAAUUACCUGUCCUAACGAAGAUUUUUUGAUAAAAUAGAUUUUUGAUUGUUAUUUAUAUAAUGAUUUUAAAUAAUAAUGAUUCAAUAAAUAAACAAGUUUU
This is a messenger RNA of Vanessa tameamea, 1785 nucleotides long. Its product is annotated as L-threonine ammonia-lyase-like. Gene Ontology annotation, molecular function: L-serine ammonia-lyase activity; threonine deaminase activity. The record is from RefSeq and is a predicted model, not a curated record. NCBI's taxonomy places the organism in Eukaryota, Metazoa, Arthropoda, Insecta, Lepidoptera, Nymphalidae. Gene Ontology annotation, biological process: L-threonine catabolic process; L-serine catabolic process. The transcript has 9 exons. The coding region runs from base 347 to 1687 and encodes 446 amino acids.